GUGGUUGUAUAUUCUACCUGCGCGUUAACCGGUCCCAGCAUGUUGUCGAACCUACGUACGAUUUAAUUUGAAGUCAAUGACAUCAAGUCAGGCGUGUCGCCUUAACCUCACCAGGAUGUCAUGUUAGAAUGAGACAGUAGGUACUGUCGGUCACCGUUUAACGUGAGGAGAUCAUCAACAAGAUGAUGUCCAAAACAGCACUGUAUCUGGUGCUAUUGGGACUACUUUACCAUGAAACAGACUGCCAAUCAAUCGAGUUUGACUCUGGAGAAGCCUUCACAGCCAUAGACCCGUCAGUAGUGGCUGAUGCGAGUAAUUAUGCGGACCCGAAAGUUACAGGUUCCUACUUGUUCCAGUCCGAUACAACAUUUGAUCAGAAGGCACUGUCCCUGAGCGUUCUGGUACAACACUUCCGGUCGGACAGCUCCUUCUAUUUCCGUGCACAUCCGACAUUUAUCACCUGUUUGCAGGCGACGUUAACCAGUUUAAGGAAACAAAACCUACGAGUGGACAUUGUGUCAGCAUUUAAAACGAGUUCUGAUGUGCCAGGUAGUAUAAAGGCUCGGGACUUGUACUCUAGAAGUGGCACUGGAGCAACACUCAAGUUCCGACCGGGAGUGUCCGGGGACAUCCGCGAUAUUGCCAACACCGCCAUCAAGUCGUGCGCCUCCACAUUCUCGGUGAUCCAACGCGAUAUUGGUGUGGUGCUGAUGCUAGACUCUGUCCACAUCUUUAUGACAGGACGCCUGGAUACGACCCCGCAGUUCACAGUUGACGGAUACACCGGGGGGAUGACCAGCGAUGCCUUCCGUACUUACGCCAUGGCAAAGCUAGGGGAGGCUAACGAGCCGGCUGUUAUUCCCACGGACUGCAGUUCUUUCGGAAGCCUACUCAGUGGCACCACGUUCCCUUCUUGGGCCACGGAUGCCGCGGUCGUAGUGGGCGAUCACGACGUCCCGAUCCUCAGAGAAAACACCCAAGAUUUCAGCAGACUUACACAGUAUAUGGGGACUAACGUGGAGUUUGUGGAUCAUGAACGAACGUCUACCUGGUGUGGAUCUGUUGGCCAGGCCUGUGUUGACUGUCGGGCGGGCAUUGUGGGAAGUGCGCUUUCAAAACGGUGUGCAGCCCGGACGAUGAGUUAUCGGAUGUACAAGGUCAUCAACACUCUACAGAAGUUUGUCAGACACAACAUGACAUUAACAGAUAAGCUGAAAGUGUUAAAGGCCUGGGACGAACCAUACGCCGACGCUACGACUGGAGACACCUCCUACAGUCGCCUUCACACGGAAGGGCGAGCUGUGGUAGUCCAACUGGUCUCGUCCAACACGGCGAGUAACCUGGAGGAGCUCAGUCACUUCGCCAUCUGUGCCGGAGCUGACUUCAUAUCACACAAAGGUGAUAAAUUGGAGAUAGCUGUCAAGAAGAUGAGCGGGACGACAGCGAAGAGCGUCGCGUUCCAGCUGGCUACCUUCAUCGCCGUUGAUUCUCCGACCGCCAUGAUAGCUGACUAUGACUUCCCGGUGGAGUUCACGGAGGAGGACAAAGAAAAUUACCCGCUAUUUUAUGGAAAAGGACGGGGUAAUACAGAGUUGGAUAACGGAGCCUACCUGUACCAGUUCAUGUCGUCGGAUGACACUUACCAGUACUUCCGGUUACAUCCCAGCAUUCCCACCUGUUACUCCAGUCUGCUGUUCCAGCUCAACCGUGCCAGUACUGACGGGGAGCAAAUUGACCUUGUGGUUGCCAGGGGUUACCUUGCCGAUCCGGAGCAAGUGUCCCUAUUCAGCCAAUCGACAGACGACCGAUACAACACCCACGCACUGGGCGUGGCCAUGCAGCUGAAGUUUGCCGAAAACACGUCCUCUGCGAACACUCCAGCACGGCUACUGGAGGAAGUCGUCAAGACGUGUGGACCGCUGUUCAAUCUCCAAAACGAAGCGAUGGGACUCGGGCUGUAUGCGGAUAGUGUUUUUGUUGACAUGCGGGAUUUAUUCGAAGUAUGGGUUGCGCCCGACGCGGUCAUACCCUACCAUGGCAUGGACAAAAACGCCUACGAGGACUUCCUUGAAACUCUGCAUACGGCAGCAAUCGAGGGGCGAGUUGUUGACCCGGACGAUCCAGUCGAAGCCUGUAACCUUGCUGUUAUCCCUCUCAAACAGUCACCAACCUACCUGUACAAGCUGCCGGAGCUCGUGAAUCGCAGACGUAAACGAUCCACGCCGACAGAUGUGUGUACCCCGGAUGACAGCACCGACUUCUGUUUGUCUACUGUCGACCAUAGAAACUCUGAGGCGGAGCUCGUGUGGGCGGAUAUUGAACGACAUCACAUCUACCAUGAACCCCCCUCAGAACUCCAGGACGCUGUCAGAGGGUGUUUGAGUGACUGUGGCACAUGUCUUGAAGGAAUUAUUUACGAGAUGAAGCACACACACUGCAGUAACAUGGUACACUGGAUGCCGUACCCAAUGUUGAAUGACGAUCCUGACGUCACAAACUUCUUCUCGCGUGAUAAGCGAUGGAGCAAAGAGCUGGCCUGCUUCCUACCUGGUCACCAUUGCAUACAUAAAUCUCCCGCGUAUGCUAAACUGGCCCCGCAUGGCUACCGUGUGUACCGACCUGACCCGCAGAAGGCCCAAAGCGAGGAGCUUUAUUCUAAGGAAGAUAACCCAUCUCCUCUCAUGUCAAUCCUGGAAGAAACUUACGCCAUCAACGCCAAGGGCAAGGUCACUUUCUGGGUCGAGGACGAAGUCGACAUGAAGGCCACGGAGGUCCCGUUCAAGACAGUGAUGAUGUACAACCAUGACGUCACCGUGGUGGUUAUCUACGUCAGAAACGCUGUCAGCAUUAACCCAGUCGCUGCGGUCGUGGAAGGUUUCAUCCAGAACAUGGCCACAACCGGAUGUACACUUUAUACACGGAAGAUCCUUGCUCCUUACACGAUCGAUGUGAUCCCUUCGUCCCAUCUAGUGAAGAGAGAUACUUCCGCUGCUAAAUUUGAAAAGGACAUUAAAAACAUGGAUCAAUGGCAGGAAUAUGACAGUUUCUACAUAAGUCGCCUCUCACCUUAACGACCACUAUAUUCACGCCGGCCGGUACCCACUAUAUUGUUGGAUGGAUACUUUCCUCCAGUGUCAUUUCCAUCGUAUCAACAAUUAUCUCAUGAAGGUCGUCCUCUUGUAUUUUUUGUAUUAGAUGACUUAUUAUUAUUAGCUGGUUUGUUUUAUACUUGAAAUUCGCCUUCAAAAUAUAGUUGACAAAUCGUCGACUUAUUUGUUUCAUCA
This is a messenger RNA of Mizuhopecten yessoensis (Yesso scallop), 3284 nucleotides long. RefSeq lists its product as uncharacterized. Gene Ontology annotation, molecular function: patched binding; calcium ion binding. NCBI's taxonomy places the organism in Eukaryota, Metazoa, Mollusca, Bivalvia, Pectinida, Pectinidae. The record is from RefSeq and is a predicted model, not a curated record. The coding region runs from base 183 to 3071 and encodes 962 amino acids. The transcript has 17 exons. Gene Ontology annotation, biological process: cell fate specification; smoothened signaling pathway; regulation of gene expression.